Molecule: messenger RNA, 1515 nt
Organism: Striga hermonthica
Lineage: Eukaryota; Viridiplantae; Streptophyta; Magnoliopsida; Lamiales; Orobanchaceae
Source: the annotation of a GenBank genome assembly
AUGGUUCCUUCUUCCUCGCCGGAAACCCUGAAAAAACCUCCGCCCAGAAACACAAAUACCCUCCGCUACGCCCUCACCACCGUCAAGAUCCACGUCACCUCCCACCCCAGAUUCUGGCUCUUCAUCGCCUUCCUCUGGCUCCAGGCCCUCAUCAUCUCCAUCGCCCGCACACCGCCGCCCUGCUUCCCCGACCGCUCCGUCCCCGUCGCCGUCUCCGCCGCCGUCCGCUACCUCCCCCUCCCCACCGACGCCGCACCCGCCAACACCAUCAGACCCCAAUCCCCCGCUUCUCUCUACAACGACGACUGCCCCUCCGGCAGGAUCUACGUCUACGACCUCCCCGCCGCCUUCCACCGGGAUCUGGUCGUGCGAGGCUGCACCGACCUCGACCCAUGGAACUGGGAGUGCGGCAUCAUCUCCAACCACGGCUACGGCCGCGCCGCCGCCGAGCUCCGCCGCAUCCUCCCCGGAGACCUCCACAAAUCCUGGUACCACACCAACCAGUUCACCUCCGAGGUCAUCUUCCACCACCGCGUCCUCCGCCACAGGUGCCGGUCCCCGUCGCCGGAGUCCGCCACGGCGUUCUACAUCCCUUUCUACGCCGGGCUCGCCGUCGGGAAGAACCUCUGGUCGAACGACACCUCCCGCCGCGACCGCCACUGCAAGAUGAUGCUCCGGUGGGUCCGGAACCAGAUCUACUGGAAAAAAUCCAACGGCUCCGACCACUUCAUGACGAUCGGCCGGAUCACUUGGGAUUUCCGGCGGCUGACCGACCCGGGCAGGUCGUGGGGCUCCAGCUUCCUCAACAUGCCAUUGAUGCAAAAAGUCACCCGCCUCAUCGUGGAGAAAUACCCCGGAGACGAGAUGGACGUCACUGUACCCUACCCCACCGGAUUCCAUCCCAAGACGAAGGACCAACUCACCGAGUGGCAGAAUUUCAUCCGGGCCUGCAAUCGGCCCAGCCUUUGCACCUUUAUCAAGGAAACAAAUGGCGAGUGGGCCCAAAAUGAUUUCCGGGCCCACCUGAUGGGCUACUGUAAGAACCAACCCGGCUUGUGCCGGGCCGUUGACUGCGCGUUGACUGAGUGCCCGACUAACUCGUCGGUGAUUUUGAGUGCACUUUUGGGGUCUCAGUUCUGUUUACAACCGAAAAGGGAAAGUUUCACGAGCCGGGCAGUUUUCGACUGCAUGGUAUCUGGUUCGGUUCCUGUUUUUUUCACAAAGACUUCUUACGAGCAGUAUGAGUGGUUCUUGCCGGGUGAUCCAGACAGCUUCUCGGUUUUUAUAGACCAAGAAGGGGUUAAGAAUGGCACGGUGUCUGUAAAGCAAGUGUUGUCGGGCUAUAGCAAAGAGGAAAUUCGAAAGAAGAGGGAAAAAGUGGUGGAGACUAUACCGAGGAUAAUUUACAAGAAACCGAAUGGGGAUAUCAAGAGCUUUAAGGAUGCUUUUGAUAUUGCUCUUGAUGGGGUAUUGGAGAGGAUUAAGGAGGAAAAAGAAUGGGCCGAUUUCUUGUGA